Molecule: messenger RNA, 2808 nt
Organism: Lemur catta (Ring-tailed lemur)
Lineage: Eukaryota; Metazoa; Chordata; Mammalia; Primates; Lemuridae
Product: zinc finger protein 426
Exons: 7
Coding region: 219-1883 (554 amino acids)
Biological process (GO): regulation of transcription by RNA polymerase II
Molecular function (GO): RNA polymerase II cis-regulatory region sequence-specific DNA binding; DNA-binding transcription factor activity, RNA polymerase II-specific
Source: RefSeq, a predicted model, not a curated record
UGACCGCCAGCAGCGCGCCGCUCAGCCUGCGGGCGCUUGCUGAGCGCGACGGGGAGCGUUUUUUCCGGUGGCGGUUCUAGCCGCUCAGGCUUUGGAAUCCCAGUAGCCAUGUAUAAAGAGGAAUGAAGAUUGCCACUGUCCACUUAGAUUCACAAGCUGCCCUGAAGUGAUGUUGGCAUCAAAGAAAGGAGUGUUCAGGCACAUUUUUACCUCAUAGGAUGGCAGCUGUUGAUUUGUCCCCUGGAGGUCAUCUUUCUGGGAACCCAGUCUGCCUUCAUGAAGCAAAGACAGAGGCAGGAAGGAUGGUGGCUGACUGCCUGAAAAAUUGUUAUCAGGAUUUGGUGACCUUUGAUGAUGUGGCUGUGGACUUCACCCAGGAGGAGUGGACUUUGCUGGACACAACUCAGAGAAACCUGUAUAGUGAUGUGAUGCUGGAGAACUACAACAACCUGGCCACAGUAGGAUGUCAGCUCAUAAAACCCAGUUUGAUCUCUUGGUUGGAACAAGAAGAGUUGAAGGCAGUUCAGGGAGGAGUUUUCCAAGGAUGGGAAAUGCAAUUUGAAACCAAAUGGUCAGCACUUCAGCAGGACUUUUUGAGGGGUCAGACAUCCAUUGCGAUUCAAACAGAAGGAAGCCACAAUGCAGGGGAAGUCUGUGAUUGCAAGCUACAUGAAGAAGCCUUCAGUGAACACACAUGCCUUAAGACAGACAUGAGAACCCAAAGUACAGGGAACAUGUAUAACUGUAAUCAGUAUGGAAAAGACUUUCUCUUCCUGCACAAGAAAACCUCUGUUGGUGAGAAACUUUCUGAGUUUAAUCAGAGUGGGAAAAUCUUCAGCCUGACACCAAACAUUGUGUACCAUAGAACUAGCACACAAGAGAAAUCCUUUGGAUGCAGUCACUGUGGGAAAUCCUUCAUAAGUCAGUCAUGCCUUCAGGCACAUACGAGAAGUCACAAUGGGGAAAAACUCUAUGAAUGGAAGGAAUAUGGGACAGAUUUUAUUCACUCCACAAGCCUUUCUGUACUAAUAGAAACCCUCAAUGCAAAAAAGCCCUACAAAUGUCAGGAAUGUGGAAAAGGCUAUAGAUAUCCUGCAUACCUCAAUAUUCACAUGCGAACCCAUACUGGAGAGAAACCCUAUGAAUGUAAGGAAUGUGGGAAGGCCUUUAAUUAUUCCAAUUCAUUUCAAAUACAUGGAAGAACUCAUACUGGAGAGAAGCCCUAUGUAUGUAAGGAAUGUGGGAAAGCCUUCACUCAGUACUCGGGCCUUAGUAUACAUAUACGAUCUCACAGUGGAGAUAAACGCUAUGAGUGUAAGGAAUGUGGGAAAUCCUUCCUUACAUCCUCACGCCUUAUUCAACAUAUAAGAACUCACACUGGAGAGAAGCCUUUUGUAUGUGUUGAAUGUGGAAAAGCGUUUGCUAUUUCCUCAAAUCUAAGUGGACAUUUGAGAACUCACACUGAAGAGAAGGCCUGUGAGUGUAAGAUAUGUGGGAAAGUAUUUGGGUAUCCUUCAUGUCUUAAUAAUCACAUGCGAACUCACAGUUCCCAAAAACCAUACACAUGUAAGGAAUGUGGAAAGGCUUUUAACUAUUCCACCCACCUUAAAAUUCACAUGCGGAUCCACACUGGAGAAAAACCCUAUGAGUGUAAACAAUGUGGGAAAGCCUUCAGUCAUUCCAGUUCAUUUCAAAUACAUGAAAGAACUCACACUGGAGAGAAACCCUAUGAAUGUAAGGAGUGUGGUAAAGCCUUCAUAUGUUCCAGUUCCUUUAGAAUUCAUGAAAGAACUCAUGCUGAAGAGAAACCCUAUAAAUGUCAGCAAUGUGAGAGAGCUUACAGUCAUCCCCGUUCACUUCGAAGACAUGAAAGGACUCAUUAGUGAGAAACUGUAUUGUUAUAAGCAAUGUGGGAAAGCUCUCAUUUGUCCUCAUUCAUUGUGAAAAAACUUACACUGGAGUUCUCUGUGAACCCUAUGAAAAUUAUUUAAUAAAAAUGAGUUUGUUAGGGUAGAGCCCCAAUCCAAUAUGCCAGGUGUCCCUAUGAGAAGAGAAAGAUGUGUCAGGGACACACAUGCAGAAGAUCAUGUGAAGCCAUAAGAUGGCCAUGUGCAAGCCAAAGACAGAGGGGGCUGGAAUAGAUCCUUCUAUUAAGGCCUCCACAGGAAACCAACCCUCCUGGCACCUUGAUCUUGGACUUCUAGCCUCCAGAACUGUGAACAAAUAAAUUUCUCUUGUUUGAGGCACCCAGACUGUGGUAUUUUGUUGUGGUAGCUCUAGCAAAUUAGUACAGUAAACAAUCUGUAGAAACAGUUUAGAUUGUCCCAAGGCCUUAAUAUUCAUAAUGUGCAAAGCCACACUGGAGAGAAACCAUAUGAAUGUGAGAAGUGUGGGAAAGCCUUCACUGAGUCUUCAACCCUUUCUAAACAUGCAAGAAAUCAUACAGGAGAGAAGUUCUGUGAAUGUAAGGCAUAUAAAAAAGCCUACAGGUGUUCACCAUAUCUUAAUAUUUACAUCCAAGGCAUCUGAUAAUAGACCAUAUGAAAAUGAGGACGGAAAAAAAGAAAGAAAAGAAAGUGUCUUUUACUAUGAAAGGAAGGAAUAUGACCUUAUUUAUACGCCAUAUGGGAACUUGGAGUGGACCGAAACCCCAUUAGGAUUGUGGAAGAGCUUACAUUAAUAUUUUCUACCUUAUAGAAAGUAUGAGAAGACUGGUGAGAAACCUGCUUGUAAGUCAUCUAGGAAAGCUUUCAUUAAUUCCACAAAAUGCUUUUUACAUGUCUAAAAUUACUGCAGAACUCUAGGAAG